UGAUGGGACUGGGAGAGUAACGAAAAGGGCAAGAGAGAGAUAGCCGCUCGCAAGAGCUGAAGCUAGCGGUGGUAUUGGAAAGCGCUGCCAAUUUUAAAAGCAGAGGCUAUUUCCCUCUAGUUUUUGUCUGAACGGGCAAAAUGGAAACUUCAAACUUUGCUGGGUUGAAAUAGGACCUAAAAAUAGUAUGUUUGAGAAGAUGACGGGCAAAAGUGCACCAAUCACACCAAAGCUUGGAGAAUCGACGUCGUGAAAAAAUAUUUGCAAUCCUCAUGAAAGAUUGCUUUUUCUGGAUGCAAUAUUCAACGUCCUGAAAAAAACCAACUCAAAUUUUCUCUUCGAGUUACAUUGCAUUGCAUUGAAUUAGCCUGAUGGGCCGUUGCACUUUCUCGUCGGACAAUAUCGUAAUAACUCCUCCGAAUGAUAUACGAUCAUACAGACUAAUUGAGCUCGAGAAUGGCCUCACUGCAUUGCUCGUUCACGAUCCUGAGAUCUACCCAGAAGGGCCACCUGAACAAGCUGAAGAAGAAUUAAAGGAGGAAGAUGAGGGCGGCGAGGAUGGAGAGGCAGAGGAACACAGGGAAGGAGAGGUUGAAGAGAACGGUGUAGGAGAUGAAGAUGAUGAACAACCGGAAGGUGGAGACGGUGAACUGAGAAGGAAGAGAAAGGGAAAGGGAGGUGCUUCCCAGACCAAGAGAAAGGGAAAAGGAGAUGCUUCCCAAACCAAGAAGGCAGCAGCAGCAAUGUCCAUAGGAAUAGGCAGCUUCUCUGACCCAAUUGAGGCACAGGGACUUGCGCAUUUUCUUGAACACAUGCUUUUCAUGGGGAGUACAGAGUUUCCAGAUGAAAAUGAGUAUGAUAGUUACUUGUCCAAGCAUGGAGGGUCAUCAAAUGCAUACACAGAAGUAGAGCAUACCUGCUACCAUUUUGAAGUGAAACGAGAGUUUCUUAAGGGUGCUUUGAGAAGAUUUUCUCAGUUCUUUGUUUCCCCCCUAGUGAAAAUUGAAGCCAUGGAGCGAGAGGUACAGGCUGUAGAUUCAGAAUUUAACCAGGUUUUGCAGAAUGAGUCUUGCCGCCUUGAACAAUUUCACUGCCAUACAGCCACACCUGGUCACCCAUUUAAUAAGUUCUUUUGGGGUAAAACUUGAAUCCAUUGUUGUAUUUUUUCCCUUCUCCCUCUCUCUCUCUCUCUCUCUCUCUCUCUCUCUCUC
Prunus avium (sweet cherry) is the source of this 1211-nucleotide messenger RNA. NCBI's taxonomy places the organism in Eukaryota, Viridiplantae, Streptophyta, Magnoliopsida, Rosales, Rosaceae. The record is from RefSeq and is a predicted model, not a curated record.